CCCAGGCAGCCCACCAUGUUCCAGAGCCAAGGGGUGACAGGGCAGGUUCGAGUCGACCGUUGUCACAAGCAGAACAUGCAAACCAUGAAAGCAAGCCAAGUCAUCUCAACUUUUAAAUCUUAUUUUUUUUUCGGACGAAACCUAGAAUAUAGACGGGUUCCCUUUCUCUCGUUACGAUAAUACAUCUUCGUCGUUGAUACCAUCUAAUACCUGGGCAAUCUGGGCAAUCUGCUCCAUGUCAGACUACGCUUGAGCUUUUCUAUAUACUUCUAGGAAAGCUAUGGCGCCGUUCGGACGUUUGUCCCUAUUGGCUGCUGUUGCUGGCGGCGUGCUUGGACAAACUACCCUCAGCAAUGACGGAACUACAGCAACAGGCUCGACAGCUACAGCUACCACUCCAACCGGUACCUAUGAGUCGUUUUCCACUCAGAUUACGUUAGGCACGGACUUAGGAACGACCGGAAGUGUAGCGACUUCCAUGGGAACCGACAACGUAACCCGGUCUACGAUUAGCUCUUCGUCAUCCGAUACGGUGACGUUUUUGACCGGCUCCGCCGCGACGACGACAACAUUAGCCGGCAACUUUUCCUCCUCAACUACGUCAGCUAUCCCAACGGUGACCAACACACAACCGUGCAACAAUUAUGCGGAAUUCUGCACCAGGAAAUAUAGCAACAUUACCAACGUCGCUUGCCAUAACUCCCCUUUUACAACAUCCAACAACUUAGCAGCGAACCAACAAUACGACGUCACAGCACAGCUGAAUGAUGGCGUACGGUUUCUUCAAGCACAAAUACAGUGGCCUACUGGUGGGAGCGAGCCGCAUUUUUGUCAUACGAGCUGUGAUAUUCUUGAUGCUGGUCCCAUCACCGACUGGCUUGGCAAGGUUAAGACAUGGGUUGCAGCUCAUCCGUACGAUGUUAUUACUAUCCUCCUAGGCAAUGGAAACUACUCUGUUCCUAGCUUAUAUGUACCAUAUAUCGAACAGACCGGUAUAUUGCGCUACAUUUACACACCGUCGGUAGCUCCCAUGACUUUAGAUGACUGGCCAACAUUAAGCGAGAUGGUUUUGAGAGGCCAGAGAGUGGUUAUGUUUAUGGACUACAUGGCUAACCAGACGGCAUAUCCUUGGCUCCUUGAUGAAUUCUCUCAGCUAUGGGAAACACCAUUUGACCCCACUGACCAAAAGUUCCCCUGUACUGUUCAGCGACCACCCAAUCUAGCAGAGAAGGAUGCUAAGGACCGACUGUACAUGAUUAACCAUAACCUUAAUGUUGAACUGUCGAUCCUCGGAACCAAUAUGCUCGUACCCGCGCGGACGGAGCUGAAUGUGACGAAUAACGUCACGGGAACCGGUAGCCUUGGCCUUUCAGCCAAUAACUGCCGCAGCGAUUGGGGACGUCCCCCUAACUUCUUGAACGUGGACUACUACAACACUGGAGGAUUCCCGGGGUCCGUCUUCGAAGUCGCAGCGCAGAUGAACAACGUCACGUACAACCGCCAAUGCUGCGGUCAGGCCACAAACGGGGCAGAACGCCUGCUGAGCAACGGAUUUAUAUACUCAUUGGCCAUGAUGGCACUGUUUUGGGCGUUCCUAUAAUUAUAGCCUAGCACCUAAAAUAAUGUUUGCGGCAUUUGAUGGGUGGGACAUUGCGUUGAUGGCGUUUUCUAGAUGGAGCGAAUACUGAACAUUGAAGUCUUACGAGUCUAAUGUUGGAAAUUGGUACAUGCUAUUGUUAGCAUGUGGAUUAAACAUAUUUAAUACUAGGUAUUCAAAAUUUCCCGAUUUGCUAGAGAAGUUGAUUUAAUCCAAAGAUCAAUUUACAGCAAGAGGAGAAGCUCUUAACAAUCUUUGAUUAUAUUGAAAGAUGUGCAUACCUCACACCUGGAGUAGGUAGUUCAGAUACUUGUUUGCUAUAUGCAUGACCAGCCAAAUAUAGUCCUGAUAUUCCACAUUCCUGCAUCCCGUAC
Messenger RNA from Annulohypoxylon maeteangense, 1971 nucleotides. RefSeq names its product PLC-like phosphodiesterase. Gene Ontology annotation, biological process: lipid metabolic process. The transcript has 2 exons. The record is from RefSeq and is a predicted model, not a curated record. Gene Ontology annotation, molecular function: phosphoric diester hydrolase activity. The coding region runs from base 281 to 1600 and encodes 439 amino acids. NCBI's taxonomy places the organism in Eukaryota, Fungi, Ascomycota, Sordariomycetes, Xylariales, Hypoxylaceae.